GCCAAUCAGCGAGCGUCAGGAAUGAGAACCUUAACCAAUCAGGUGACGAGUAGCGUGAGGCCUGUAACCAAUCAGCGGUCAGGACGCAGAGAGCACGCCGUUUAAACGGUGUGUUGUGGUGAGAGAGGUUCCGCGGUGGUGGAAGGAUUACCGACGGGGCUGUAUAGAACCGGGGGGAAGCAGAGGCCGGCUGUGUGAAAAGUAACGCGGCGGCUGGAAAGAUGCCGUCUCGGGUGGAGGACUAUGACAUGCUGUACACCAUAGGCUCCGGGUCGUAUGGAAAGUGCCAGAAAAUCCGCAGGAAAGCGGACGGAAAGGUAUUGGUAUGGAAGGAGCUUGACUAUGGCACCAUGAGCGAGACUGAGAAGCAGAUGCUGGUCUCAGAAGUCAACUUGUUACGAGAAUUAAAACAUCCAAAUAUUGUUCGUUACUAUGACCGUAUAAUUGAUCGGACUAAUACAACUCUUUACAUUGUGAUGGAGUAUUGUGAAGGAGGGGACCUAGCCAGCCUUAUUGCCAAAUGCACAAAGGAGAGGCAGUACUUGGAAGAAGACUUUAUAUUAUCUGUUUUUGUUCAGCUUGCCUUGGCCCUAAAAGACUGUCACAAAAGGGGUGAUGGGGGUCACACUGUUCUCCAUAGAGACCUGAAACCAGCCAACAUAUUUCUAGAUGCCAAGAGGAAUGUCAAACUUGGAGACUUUGGGUUAGCUCGAAUAUUGCACCAUGAUACCAGUUUUGCUAAAACAUUUGUUGGCACUCCUUAUUACAUGUCGCCUGAGCAGAUGAAUAGAAUGUCUUACAAUGAGAAGUCUGAUAUAUGGUCAUUGGGCUGUCUUCUCUAUGAACUGUGUGCUCUUUCGCCACCGUUUACAGCUUAUAAUCAGAAAGAGUUGGCAGAAAAGAUCAAAAUAGGGAAGUUUCGAAGAAUUCCUUACCGCUAUUCAGAAGAAUUGAACCAAAUUAUUACACAGAUGUUAAACCUGAAGGACUACUUAAGACCUUCCAUUGAAGAGGUUCUGCAGACACCUCUGGUAUCGCCUAUUGUGGCAGAAGAACAAAACAGAAUAUCGGAAAGAAGAAUCAAGAAAUCUGCAGAACAGGAGCAGGCGCACCAUCCAGACCCCACGUUGUCUGAGCUCCGACUAAAGGAACAGCAAUUGCUGGCACGAGAAAAGGCUUUGAAGGAGAGAGAGGAUCGGCUUGAGCAACGUGAAAGAGAGUUGUGUGUACGGGAGAGGCUAUCAGAAGAUAAACUUUCAAGGGCUGAAAACUUGAUGAAGAACUUUAACAUGCUGAAAGAGCAGCGUAUCUACGGAGCAGCUAUCGAAAAUGGGAUAGAUCUUGUAUCUUCCAUAAGAAGUAAGAAAAAUGCCCACUUUGGCACUGAAAGUAAAGAGAACCGCAGUGGAGGCAAACCUCCCAACACACAGGCCAAGUGUACAGAGUUAAAGCAGCGGCUGCAAGCUGCCAAUGUGCGUGCCCAGGCCCUGUGUGAGCUGGAGAAGAACUAUCAGCUAAAAAGCCGGCAAAUUCUUGGAAUGAGAUGAGAGAUGCUGUAUAUUUGAGAAAAUUGGAAACUAUUUUUAUAGCAGGGUCGUCCUUAAAAGUUAUUUUUCAAAUUAAUUUAUACAUGUUUGAAUGGUUAUCAGUUGGACAUACUAAUUGGUUAGUUUGAAAAGUGUGUCCUGAAUGUGAGAAUUCUGUAGUGAAUACAGAAAGUGAUGUGGGUUUUUUUCUUUAUUUCUUCAGGACUGAACUAAAAACAUUUUAGAAUUUUAAGUGGUUGUUUUUACAUAAUGUUCCUAAACAUAAAUUCACACAAGUGCUUCCCC
Molecule: messenger RNA, 1832 nt
Organism: Rana temporaria (common frog)
Lineage: Eukaryota; Metazoa; Chordata; Amphibia; Anura; Ranidae
Gene: NEK2
Product: NIMA related kinase 2
Exons: 9
Coding region: 222-1547 (441 amino acids)
Biological process (GO): protein phosphorylation
Molecular function (GO): ATP binding; protein kinase activity
Source: RefSeq, a predicted model, not a curated record